GCCUAGUCUGCCAAAGUACGAUAAUUUGUUCAAGACGAGUUCGCUGAUCUUCUUGUUACUGACUUGAUUUGCCCGUUGUAUAGAUUUUUUAUUCUAUCCUGCGUUGCUACCGACACCCCCGAUCCUCUUUCGCCGGACGUUCCCCCUCAUUUGUUUUUUCUUGCCUUGGCGCAGUCGAAGAGAAGUUUUGAAAAUCGUUGUUCCUAGCCGCCAUGAGUGUCGUCGGCAUAGAUAUCGGCUCUAUGAGCACCAAGAUUGGUGUUGCGAGGAACAAGGGUAUUGAUAUCAUCACAAAUGAAGUUUCCAACCGAUCCACCCCUUCCUUAGUGGCCUUUGGCCCCAAGAACAGAUUUCUCGGCGAGGCCGCAAAAACCCAAGAGAUCUCCAAUUUGAAGAACACUGUCGCUUCCCUGAAGCUCCUUACCGGUCGAUCGCUCAAAGAUCCCGAUGUCCAGCUGGAACAAGAAUAUAACAGCGCCAAAUUGAUCGACGUCAAUGGCGAGGCCGGUGUCGAAGUCUCCUAUCUCGGCAAGAAGGAGCAAUUUACGGCCACCCAGCUAGUCGCGAUGUAUUUGGGUAAGAUCAAGAGCACUGCUUCCGCUGAAUUAAGGCAGCCAGUGUCCGAUGUCGUUCUCAGCGUUCCUCCGUGGUUCACUGAUUCCCAGCGGAGAGGCAUGCUGGACGCCGCCCAGAUUGCCGGAUUAAAUUGUCUUCGCCUGAUCAAUGAUACUACCGCUAUUGCUCUCGGGUACGGUAUCACCAAGCUCGAUCUCCCCGCGCCCGAGGAGAAACCAAGGCGCGUGGCCUUUGUUGACAUUGGUCACUGCAACUACUCUUGUGCCAUCGUUGAGUUCCGCAAAGGCGAAUUGAAUGUCAAGUCGGUCGCCUAUGAUCGCCACUUCGGAGGUCGAUAUUUUGAUAAGGCUCUUGUGGAUCAUUUGGCCAAGGAAUUCAAGGAGAAAUUCAAGGUUGACAUUAGAACAAACCAAAAAGCAAUGGCGCGAACGCUCGCUGCUGCAGAGAAGUUGAAGAAGAUUCUCUCUGCCAACGUGGCUGCCCCAUUGAGUAUCGAAUGUCUCAUGGAUGAUGUUGAUGUUAAAGCAUUCGUGAAGCGUGAAGAGAUGGAAGAAAUGGUCCGUCCGCUCCUUGAUCGCGUCACUGUUCCUCUGGAACAGGCCCUCGCCGAUGCGAAACUCAAGCCUGAAGACAUUGACAGCAUUGAAAUGGUCGGUGGUUGUACACGUGUCCCCAUCAUCAAGGAGAAGAUCAGUGAAUUCUUUGGAAAGCCACUUUCUUUCACUCUCAACCAAGACGAGGCCGUCGCGCGAGGCUGUGCGUUCAGCUGUGCUAUCCUCUCCCCCGUUUUCCGCGUUCGUGACUUCUCCGUACAUGACAUCGUCAACUACCCCAUCGAAUUCACCUGGGAGAAGUCUCCCGAUAUUCCCGAUGAAGCAACAUCCUUGACAGUCUUCAACAAAGGCAAUGUCAUGCCAUCCACCAAGAUCCUUACUUUCUAUCGCAAGCAGCCAUUUGACCUAGAAGCCCGCUAUGCCAAGCCUGAGUUGAUCCCCGGAAAGCCUAACCCCUGGAUCGGCCGCUUCUCUGUCAAGAAUGUGGUUGCGGACGCGAACGACGAGUUCAUGGUAUGCAAGCUCAAGGCGAGACUCAACCUGCACGGUGUGCUUAACGUCGAGACCGGCUACUAUGUUGAGGAUGUCGAGAUUGAAGAGCCCAUUCCGGAGGAAAAGAAGGAAGGUGAUGCCAUGGAUACCGAUGGUGCCAACGGUGACUCCGAGAAACCAAAGAUGCGUAAAGUUAAGAAGCAAGUCCGCAAGGGCGACCUUCCUGUUAUCAGCGGUACCGCGUCGCUUGACAAGUCCAAGGUGGAGGAAUAUACCGAAAAAGAGAAUGCCAUGCACAUGGAAGAUAAGCUUGUUGCGGAUACCGAGGACAAGAAGAACGAACUCGAGUCCUACAUUUACGAGCUGAGAGACAAGAUUGAUGGUGUUUACGCUGAAUAUUCAAAUGAUGAGGAGAAAGAGAAAGUCAAAGCCAAACUUGAUCAAACAGAGGAUUGGCUAUAUGAUGAUGGUGAGGAUACCACCAAGGCCGUUUAUGUCGCCAAGAUGGAUGAGAUUCGUUUCCUUGCUGGACCUAUCAUUCAGCGUCACCUCGAUAAAAUUGAAGCAGAGCGACAGGCUCAGCUGAAAGCCCAGGAAGAGGCGGCUGCAAAGAAGAGAGCCGAGGAAGAAGCGAAGAGGAAGGCAGAGGAGGAAGCCAAGAAGAAGGAGGCAGUGGACACGGAGAUGAAGGACGCUGAUGCCGAUGCUCCGAAGGCUGGUAAUAAUGAUGCUGAGAUGGAAGAAGUCGAGUAG
Coccidioides posadasii C735 delta SOWgp is the source of this 2375-nucleotide messenger RNA. The record is from RefSeq and is a predicted model, not a curated record. NCBI's taxonomy places the organism in Eukaryota, Fungi, Ascomycota, Eurotiomycetes, Onygenales, Onygenaceae.